AGCAGCACAGUGUCGUUAUAAUGACGUCAAUUAUUGGACAUUAUUAGUCGGCGACGUCGUAGACCAAUAAGCGACGUCCAUAUGACGUGACAUUUCAGAUGUCAUUUUGACGUCGUCUAGAGACGUCUUUCGUACGUUUGUUUUCGGUCGUUUUAAGUGCUUUUUAAUCAACUAUAAAAAAAAUUAGAACGAAAGUUUAUUACAAAAACUAAGCCCUAUACGUGCUUUAUAAAAAAUUGUACAUUUUAAAUUGUUGUUUACCUAAAAUUUGGAUAUAAAUAUAAAUUCAUUAAUUAGCAAUGAAAAUACUAAACUGACGUUUUAAGUGGAAAUGCAAUUUGAAUUUAAAGAUGAAGUGAGAAUGUUGUAAUUAACAAUUAUUUAACUAUUUUAUUAGUAGGAAACAAUUAUUUUUAGCAUCGAUUCCUGUCGAGGCUGUCGACCAAGAUUUAAUUUUGGCGCGUUUUUAAUCGAAAUGCCACGAUACGAUACGAGACGUGCAGGCGCAUGCGUGCUGGACUGCUGGUGUGAACGCGUGUGCGCGUAAUGGCGGACGGCAGCAAAAAGUUGUUUGGCUGGAUCCGAAAACAAGAUCGCAGUGGCAAUCACGCCAGUAAUACAGAUUUACCAGAUGAUAUAGGCGUACAGUUUCCUUUGAAUUCUCAAGAGGAUAUUACCAAAUUGGAAACAUACCUGAGUGAAAAAAAUAAUUGCCUGGCUUUGGUGGGUGUUCUGUACCACUUAAUAUGUAUUUUACAAUUUAAAUUAUGUGAUUCCAGUCGGCAUAUCUAUCGACUUUUGGAGGGAGAGAUUUUACUGGACAUACAAACCGGAUUUUAAAUUUUUUGUUCACUUAUUCUCUUGCAACUAAUUGGAAUUUUUGUGGCAAACGAGGUGAGAAAAAGGCUUUUAAAAACUUAAACGUAAAGGAUGUGAUUAUUGGUAAGUGUUUUCACUUGUAGGUGCAUACUUAUUAUUAAUCUGAAACAACAUUUUUAGGUGCUGUAAGAAAAAGCUCCCCUCUAGUCAGUCAGAAAGAAAUAGAAGAUACCAUCAAGGUGUGGUUGAAACAUGCACCAGAGAAAUUGAAAAAGCAGCAGCAUGGCAACCCGUAAGAAAAAAAGUGUUGUUAGUCAAAGACAACUCUACAGAAGGGUGGCAGAAGCAAAUUUAGCACCUGUGAGUCAGAAUUGUUAUAAUACAUCUUUAAUAGUUAAUAAUGAUUCCAAUGAAUCAUCAAAUUCCUUUUUUUUUGCUGAUUCAAUGUGUGAAAGUGAAAAUGCCACCUGUUCCUCAAGAGAUUUAGAUUUUAAUGUAAACUCGCCUAAUGAAAAUUUGCUCUUCAAUGAUGCGACGUUAUACAACCAUUUGACUUCCUAUUCCAGUAACGUGCCCCCUAACGAUUUAUUUCCUAAUGAACCGCCGCCUAGCGAUUUGCAUUCGAAAUUGUCAAACUGGGCAGCUUCAAGGUACGUUCGACGUACAGUAGUUACUCAUCUCUUGCAUAUCUUGCAUCCAUACCAUAAUGAGUUACCGUUAGACAGUCGAACGCUGCUGAAAACGCCCAGAGAAACGAAAACAAAAUCGUUGUUAAAUGGCGAAUAUUGUCAUUUUGGACUUGUUAACGCUUUAAAAUUAAAGUUAUUGUCAGUGCCUAAUAUUUCUCAGUACAGCAUUAUCAUCAUUUCAUUUAAUGUAGAUGGACUACCCAUUUAUAGAAAUGGUCAGAAACAUGAUCUCUGGCCCAUUUUAGCACUUGUAAAAAAUUUUAAGAGUGAGCCGUUUGUUGUUGGUUCUUUUUUAGGAAGUGGCAAACCAAAUUUAUUGUCAGCGUUUUUAGAAGAUUUUUUAAUUGAGUUAUCGAACUUACUUACCACGGGCAUUGAAAUUAAUAAUAAUAUCCAUGAAGUAAAAUUUCACAGCUUUGUUUGCGAUGCUCCUGCGCGCGCAUAUCUGAAAUGUGUGAAGACCCAUUCAGGGUAUAGUUCCUGUGAAAGGUGCGACAACUCUGGAGAACACCUGGGACGUGUCAUUUUCAAAAAUUUACCUUUUAACAAGAGAGACAACGAAUCUUUUUGGACUAAAAUUGAUGUAUCUCAUCAUCAUGGAGAAUCUCCUCUAAUAGCUCUUCCUAUAGAUUUGAUCUAUGUCUUUUCUUUAGACUAUAUGCACCUAGUUUGUCUAGGUGUAAUGAAAAAACUUUUGCGUAUUUGGACAGGACGCGCAAGCCGAGCCAAAAUGAGCUCUACUGCAUUUCAAAAUGUAUCUGAAAAAAUUGUUUUUCUCAGUAAAUGUAUUCCAGCAGAAUUCAAUCGGAAAGGGCGCAGUUUGUCUCAGUUGGCAGAUUGGAAAGCAACGGAAUUUCGAACAUUUUUACUGUAUAUUGGGCCAGUUGCUUUGUAUGGGAAUGUCGAUUUGGCAAUAUAUGAGCAUUUUUUGCUAUUUCAUUGUUCAAUUAUGAUACUUAUUUCUAAACGCCAUAUUGAAAAAUUCGGAGUUCCAUUUGCGUGCCAACUUUUGCAUUUAUUCGUAACGCACAGUGAAAAGAUCUACGGAUUAGAGUUCUUAGUUUACAAUGUACAUUUCUUAUUACAUUUGGCAGAUGACGUUGAAAAUUUCGGGCCACUAGACAAUUCGUCAGCAUUUCCAUUUGAAAAUUAUCUCCACCAUUUAAAAUCGUUAGUUCAGUCUCCGAAUAAACCGUUACAACAGAUUAAUAGACGCUUAAAAGAAAUUGAAAUGACAGUGUACGAAAAACAUGACUCUACUUCACCUGAUGAUGAACACUUCUGUAAAUGUGAAUUGUCCCAUUUCUUAGGACCAACGCCAAAUUUCUCUUGCAAGCAGUAUAAAAAGCUUCAUUAUAAAGAUUUUAUUUUUUCUAUUGCAUCAUAUUCAGAAGCAAAUUGUUUUUGUCUUACCUUAGAAGGAAUGGUUUUCAAAAUAGAAAAUAUAGUAGUGGAUAAUAAUGGAGCAGUUUUUAUAUUAGGUAGGAGGUUUCAGGAUUACCGUUCAUUUUACAAAUACCCUGUCGACUCAAAAGAAUUCUAUGUUUAUCGCAUCCAAAAUUUAUCAGAGUAUAUCGAGUUAUUGCACUGCCACAAAGUUUUUUCGAAAUGUAUUGUUUUUCCUUUCAAGCAGGAAUGGUUGUCAUUUUCAUUAUUGCAUCAUUAGUAAUUCCUUAUUUCAACUUUUAUGUUCUAUAAGUGUAAUAGUAUGUAGUUUUUUAAGAUUUUGUAAUAAACUGGUAUUAAUUUGAA
This is a messenger RNA of Diorhabda carinulata, 3260 nucleotides long. RefSeq lists its product as uncharacterized. The transcript is spliced from 2 exons. NCBI's taxonomy places the organism in Eukaryota, Metazoa, Arthropoda, Insecta, Coleoptera, Chrysomelidae. The coding region runs from base 1102 to 3174 and encodes 690 amino acids. The record is from RefSeq and is a predicted model, not a curated record.